This is a messenger RNA of Stereum hirsutum FP-91666 SS1, 1503 nucleotides long. RefSeq lists its product as uncharacterized. Lineage: Eukaryota; Fungi; Basidiomycota; Agaricomycetes; Russulales; Stereaceae. The record is from RefSeq and is a predicted model, not a curated record. The transcript is spliced from 3 exons. The coding region runs from base 1 to 1503 and encodes 500 amino acids.
AUGUCCCUCGCCUCCCCCGCCUCCUUCACAUUCGGUGCAUUCGGCGACAUUCUCGCCCUCACCCAGAUCGUCACCACUCUUAUUUCCAUCCUCAUCCGCUCCCUCUCUUCCUCGCAAUCCUACCUUUCCCUCGCACACGAAACCCAAUCUCUAGCCUCGACGCUCGACUGUAUACGCACCAAUCUCUAUUCGCAUGUGGAUUGUAGGUUAUGUCCGAAUACGAGACGGGCGGUGCAUGAGGCGGUGUUGAGAGCGACGUCGGUGGUGGAGGAGAUGAGGGGGAUGAUACUGGGGUAUGAGGGGUGUUUUUGCGGUGAUGGUGGGGAUAGAGGUGGGGAUGGGGGUGUGGGUGGGAAGGGGCGGAUUGGGACAUUGGGAAGGUGGGUUGGUAUGAUUUUGUGGUCUCUGAGGGAGAAGGAUAAGGUUGAAGGGAUGAAGAAUGAAGUUAUCGCGAGGAUCGUGGAGAUCAAUAUGUUGUUAUCAUUGAAGAGACAGAGCGAGGUGUCUGAGACGGAGAUGGGACUCAGAACGAACACAUUCCACGUUACUCGAAGACCUGUCGAUUCUCUUGAUCCGUCGCCGGCGUAUCACGCUGGGUCGGUGGCCUCUACUGAGUUCUGUGGCGAUACCGCCAAUGACGACGUCUCGUCCUCAUACCAUCACGCCUCAACCAUCAACGCCGUGCAAGACCGCUCAGAACCCUCAGACCUCCCAUCCUACACACAGGCCGUAGCCGACGGCGCUUCGCCUCCACGACCACUCCCAGAGCCUGUUGGGCCGCCUGCGUAUCUGACUUCGGACUCCGAGAGAUGGGAAAAGUAUACGUCGCCUUCGACUUCGACAUCUUCGUUCUCGCACACGACUCAUGAUCCUUCUACGACCAAUGGGCGUUUCGUUGAGGGGUAUGGAGUCCAGUAUGACAGUCAAGGAGACCAGCGGCCGUUGCCACAGCUCGUACUUGCGCCGCUAAGGAGAAACGAGACCGACGAUACGUUUUCCGACGAAUUCGUGCAGUCGCCAAACGAAUUCGCGAUCUCAUCAUCCUCUGUUACGCCGUCUCAAUCGCCCCACGAAAACACGUCUUCCUAUCGAAGUUCGUCGGCGACUCUCAUCGGCACAGCAACAUCCUUCUUCAGUUCGUUUUUAGCGACGGUGUCUGGAGAGGACUCUGAGCCUGUGGAUGAAGAAUCACAACUACCGAGACCCUCGGUCGAUCCUCAUCUCACAUGGGAGGACCUAUAUCCAUACCCUUCGUCUUCCCGAUAUCAUCAAUCCAUAUCUAACGCAGCCUCAUGCACCAAUCAACCCCCGCCGUUCUCUUUGUCAUCGUGGACCGAAACUGGACAAUCGGAGAGCGUGGGGAUGACGGCUGCUUCUGAUCAACCAUGGCCUGGAAUACGGUCUCAGAUGGCGUAUUGGGAACACAAUGACGAGUAUGAUGCUGUCGAGAUACCUCCUUCUGUUUACGUCUGGAUGGGGAAAGGAAAGGAAGAGGUGUGGUAG